AGAGCCGAGCCGCGCCGGCCCCAGCGGUGAUGAAAGCCGCGGCCGAGUCCAGGUCACGCCGAAGCCGUUGCCCUUUUAAGGGGGAGCCUUGAAACAGCGCCCGGGUUCCAUGUUUGCAUCCGCCUCGCGGGGAGGAAACUCCAUGUUGUAACAAAGUUUCCUCCGCGCCCCCUCCCUCCCCCUCCCCCUUAGAACCUGGCUCCCCUCCCCUCCGAAGCUCGCGGGGAUCCCUCCCUCCCACCCCUCCCCUCCCCCCCGCGCCCCGAUUCCGGCCCGAGCCGGGGGGGAGGCCGGGCGCCCGGGCCAGAGUCCGGCCGGAGCGGAGCGCGCCCGGCCCCAUGGACAGCUCGGCCGUCAUUACUCAGAUCACCAAGGAGGAGGCGCGGGGCCCGCUACGGGGCAAAGGUGAGCAGAAGUUAGCGGCUUCUCAGAAGCCCCGGAGCCGGGGCAUUCUCCACUCGCUUUUCUGCUGCGUCUGCCGCGACGAUGGGGAGGCCCUGCCAGCGCACAGUGGGGCGCCCCUGCUGGUGGAGGAGAACGGAGCUGUCCCCAAGCAGACCCCGGCGCAGUACCUGCUCCCAGAAGCCAAGGCCCAGGAUGUGGACAAGAUCUGUGUGGUCAUCGACUUGGACGAGACCCUGGUGCACAGCUCCUUCAAGCCAGUGAACAACGCUGACUUCAUCAUCCCUGUGGAGAUUGAUGGGGUGGUCCACCAGGUCUACGUGCUGAAGAGGCCCCAUGUGGAUGAGUUCCUGCAGCGAAUGGGCGAGCUCUUUGAGUGCGUGCUGUUCACCGCCAGCCUUGCCAAGUAUGCAGACCCAGUAGCUGAUCUGCUGGACAAGUGGGGGGCCUUCCGGGCGCGGCUGUUUCGUGAGUCCUGCGUCUUCCAUCGGGGGAAUUAUGUGAAGGACCUGAGCCGGCUGGGCCGAGACCUGCGACGGGUGCUCAUCCUGGACAACUCGCCUGCCUCCUACGUCUUCCAUCCAGACAACGCCGUACCGGUGGCCUCCUGGUUUGACAACAUGAGUGACACGGAGCUCCACGACCUUCUGCCUUUCUUCGAGCAGCUCAGCCGCGUGGAUGACGUGUACUCAGUGCUCAGGCAGCCACGGCCAGGCAGCUAGUGAGGUGCCCUGGGGCCACAACCGGCCCCUGACCAAGGCCCACACCCCUCACACGUGGACUUGUCCUUAUGAAAACCCAGCAGCGGUGGCCCACUUCAGCCCUCAGCAGCAUGGGGAAGUGGGCCCUCCCCGCCUGCCCAGCCAGGCUGCACCAAGAGCAAUGAGCCUCUGGGUCCCUGUGUCAGUGCCUUAGAACCUCCUCCUCCUC
Neogale vison (American mink) is the source of this 1332-nucleotide messenger RNA. RefSeq names its product CTD small phosphatase 1 (gene CTDSP1). Lineage: Eukaryota; Metazoa; Chordata; Mammalia; Carnivora; Mustelidae. The record is from RefSeq and is a predicted model, not a curated record. Gene Ontology annotation, molecular function: RNA polymerase II CTD heptapeptide repeat phosphatase activity. The coding region runs from base 339 to 1124 and encodes 261 amino acids. The transcript has 7 exons.